Molecule: messenger RNA, 675 nt
Organism: Manihot esculenta (cassava)
Lineage: Eukaryota; Viridiplantae; Streptophyta; Magnoliopsida; Malpighiales; Euphorbiaceae
Product: EG45-like domain containing protein
Exons: 3
Coding region: 19-414 (131 amino acids)
Source: RefSeq, a predicted model, not a curated record
CGCAAGCCACGAAGCAAAAUGAGGUUCAGCAAAACCAUCUUCAUAGUUGGAGUGUGGGUAUGCUUUGAAAGCAUUCUUGCUGCUGGAGAUGUCGGAACUGCUACCUCAUAUGACCCUCCAUACCUACCAACAAGGUGCAGGGGGUACAGCGAAGAUCAAUUCCCAGAAGGAGGAUAUUUUGUAGCAGCAAGUGAAGCGAUAUGGGACAAUGGAGCUGCCUGUGGUCGCAAGUAUCGCCUGAGAUGCAUCAGUGGCUUAAAGAGACCGUGCAAAGAUCACGCCAUUGUUGUUCAAGUAGUUGAUCUCUGUCGAGGGAAUCCAUGCCCUUCAACUCUUGUCCUCUCCGAUAAAGCUUUCUCUGCCAUCUCCAAUCUCCCUGCUGCUAAGAUCAACGUCGAAUUUGUCCAGAUUUGAUUCUACAAAUUCAUGGCCCAGGCUGAUAAUAUAUAAUUAAGAGCAGUGUUCGCCAUUCUCUCUCUGCUAUGUUCUUCAAGGUCAUUAUGUAACCAUACAAAAGAAAUGGACUAAGGGGAUAGAGAUUCGAAUUCCGAGUUUGAAUUUGUUCAGAAUGUAAGGUUAGGUUCGGUGUGAAGUAAUAAAAAAUGUAAUGUAAUCAAUUGAUACAUUGUAAAUUUGGUUAUUUUGUUUAGUAAAAAAUCUAUGGGGAAAAAAUUU